Molecule: messenger RNA, 1864 nt
Organism: Neurospora tetraspora
Lineage: Eukaryota; Fungi; Ascomycota; Sordariomycetes; Sordariales; Sordariaceae
Exons: 1
Coding region: 387-1766 (459 amino acids)
Cellular component (GO): mitochondrion
Source: RefSeq, a predicted model, not a curated record
ACGAAAUCACGGGACACGCAAUCGCUGUUGGACGCGGGAAGGCCUUUUAGCGUCUAGUGCACUAACGAACAGCCCUGUAAUUUUGCGGAGUUAAUGCUAGCAGUCCCCUGCAGUCUGGACAGCAAGGGUCUUUGGUGGGGUAGGUCCCGGCAGGCAAUCUUUGAUCGAUUCCGAAAUUUUGAAUCUGAACUUUUGACUUUGGCGUUUUCCUGCCUCGUCUCCAUCUAUCUCCAUUCUUCCCUACCUUUGCUGCCGACCACCACAAUCGCGAAUCGCAAGGUGCUACCCCCGUGCUGGACACGAACAUCUGCAACAACGUCGAGAAACAUAUAAUAAGAGACCACAAUCGCUAUAUCCUAACCCGGUGAAACCGGACCACCGCCACCAUGUCGUCGACAACCAUGCUUCCCUUCCUCUACCAGACUAGGACGAUCCAACGCCUGUCCCGCACUGGUCUCAAGACAACAGCCCUUCGCGCCUAUUACAGAUCCGAGUCCAACCUUGAUUCUCGCUCACCUCCAUCUCGUGUCCGAAGAGUAGCCCCAUCGAUGCUCAGCAGAGAUCCUAUCCCCUUCGACCUCCCAAGUCAACAAUUCGAGAAGCCCAAGCGGAAAUGGCAACCAGAAGACCUCGGCGAGGGACAAAAAACAACCUUGACCCCCACAGAGCGCUACGCCUUCGACACCAUCUUUCAGGACAUCGUCAAGAAGAACAAGACUACAGAAGACGACCCGUUGGAGAUCAGCGUCAAAGACCCCGACCCCGAAGCCGCCCACAACACCGUCAAGAUUCUACUCCAGGACGCCGCCGCGGCCUACACCAAGGAAUGGCGACCUGUCCAGCGCCCCUUCGACCCCCUUUCACCCGUUGAACAGACACAACGCGCCGUCGACCGUGACAGCGCCCUCCUGCGUUUUCCUCCAAGUUUGCGACAGGCCGCGCGCAUGGCCCUCGGUAUCCUUGAAGCAGACAAGGGAACCGGGAGAUCGUCGAUCCUCGACAACGCCCGAACCGCCGAACAAACGCAAGAACAACUCCCCGCCGAUCCCCUCAGCAAGCAAGUCGCCGAGGAGGCUAUGAGACGCGAGGAACGCACCCGAGUCGAGUCCAAGAUGAGAGCUGCCACCUCCGACUUCCAGCUGUGGGACAUUCUGGAAGAGGAGGUCUUCUCCAUGGUUAAGAAGCUGGGUAUCGCCGACCGGUCCGGGGUGUCCAAGGCGCCUGUGAAGAAGACGGGACGCAAAACCAAGGAGGUGCAAGAAGAUGGAGACUACGAGUACGGCUACGAGUUCGAACCAGGCCAGGAGAGAAUCUCCAUGCACCUCUACGGCCCUCUAUACCCCGCCUACCUCCUCUACGGCCUGCGCCUCAUGGACACUUCGUUCUCCCGCUCCUCGCCGUUGGCGCUGAACAUCCUCCCACGCAUCAAGGAGCUCGGCUUAGCCAGCUACGUCCUCGGCGCCAGCACGCCGUUUUACAACCUCCUGGUCCACAUCCAUUGGCACCGCUAUGGCGACGCAGAGGCUGUGUUCAACCUGCUAGAGGAGAUGCGUUUUGCUGGUCUGUACGCCAACGAGGACUCGCUGGCUGUUGUUCACAGCAUCGAGACGCACUUCUUGAGGUCGGAUAGGGGCCAGAUGGGCCCGUUCAUGGAGGAGUUGGUGAGCUUGCCCGAGUACGAAUUUGCGAUCAAGCCAAGAAUUCGUCAUUGGUCCACUACGAUUGGUAUUCACAUCCAGGAGAGGCAGCGGCAUCUCAAGCUUUGAGCUCCACGAUGGUUGUGUGGUUUUGAAGUUGCGCAGUUGGAAGCAGCGGGCCCGGCCAGUCGCGCAGGAGUUCGAAGAAUCUUCAAGCAUACCCCAUG